AUGGAGAGAUUUCUUAUUCGCAAACCAAAACAAACAGAACCUGUUCCAGUGGCCAGUACAAGUAGGAUGAUAACCGAAAAUGAAGUUAAUGAAUCUGAAGAGGGAGACGGAGACAUGCAAAUUGAAGAUGAUGAAGUGUUGGAAAUAGCCACGGCCAGGGUAUCAAUAGAGGGUAGGGGUGAAUCAAGGCCACAACCAAAAAAGAAGGUUAAUGAUAAAAUGGAAAAGUCUGUCACGAGAGAAGAAUUCAAUGCUUUAGGUUUUUUGCACGAGCAUAACCUUCCAUUUAUAGUGAUGGAUCAUUUAAUUCCGCUCUUAGCGAAUAUAUUUCCAGAUUCGGAAAUUGCAAAGGCUGCUGUUGACAGAAUCUUGGAGAACUGGGAUGCAUUUGCUCUCUAUUUUAGGAUGGAAUGUGCAGAAGAAGAUUUGAACUCAAUCAAAACUAUUUUAAGGUCACUUGAACAUCCAGCUUAUAAAAUAAAUUGUCCAUUUUUGUCUUAUGUGUUAGAAUUAGUUAACAAAUUCAAUUUGGAAUUUCAAGCAGAAAAACCCAAAUUGUAUACUUUAUCAACCAAAGUAAGUGAUUUAUGUAGAAACCUUCUGAGGAAUUUUCUCAAAAAAACAUACAUAGAAGGUAGUGAUUUGAAAAAUAUUAAUAGUAGUGACCCAUCAAAUUUUUUACCUCUUGAAUCCAUGUAUUUUGGAACAAAAACUGAAUUAUUGACUGCUAGAGAAGGUGUGGACCAAGCUGAGCUCCAUAAUUUUAGAUUAGGGGCUCUGGACUUUUAUAUAGAACUUUCAAGGCAAAUUAAAAAAAGAUUUAAUUUUUCAGACCCUUUACUAAACUUUUUAAAAAUUCUUGAUCCAAAUGUUGCCGUCUCUGGAGAGAUUGGUAGCAUUGCUGUAUGUAGCUUGCAGUAUUUUCCGAAUCUGGUAGAUAAUGUAGAAAAUUUAAAUUCUGGAUGA
Molecule: messenger RNA, 966 nt
Organism: Ceutorhynchus assimilis (cabbage seed weevil)
Lineage: Eukaryota; Metazoa; Arthropoda; Insecta; Coleoptera; Curculionidae
Source: the annotation of a GenBank genome assembly